AAGUGACUCCCCGGAAGAAGCAUGGUUGCUCCCCAGAUCGGACCGGGGUUUGCACGCUGAACCGCCGGCACCAUGCAGUCAGAUGACGUUAUCUGGGACACACUAGGAAACAAGCAAUUUUGUUCCUUCAAAAUAAGAACUAAGACUCAGAGUUUCUGCAGAAAUGAAUACAGCCUGACCGGACUGUGUAAUCGGUCAUCUUGUCCCCUGGCAAACAGUCAGUAUGCCACUAUCAAAGAAGAGAAAGGACAGUGCUAUUUGUAUAUGAAGGUUAUAGAACGAGCAGCUUUUCCUAGGCGUCUCUGGGAACGGGUCCGGCUUCAUAAAAACUAUGAGAAAGCACUGGAGCAAAUAGACGAAAAUCUAAUUUAUUGGCCUCGUUUUAUUCGACACAAGUGUAAGCAGAGAUUCACCAAGAUCACCCAGUACCUAAUUAGAAUUAGAAAACUUACAUUAAAGCGACAGAGGAAACUUGUUCCCUUGAGUAAGAAGGUGGAACGGAGGGAAAAAAGAAGAGAGGAAAAGGCAUUAAUAGCUGCUCAGCUGGACAAUGCCAUUGAAAAGGAAUUGCUGGAGAGACUGAAACAAGACACGUAUGGCGACAUCUACAACUUCCCCAUUCAUGCCUUCAACAAGGCCCUGGAGCAGCAGGAGGCAGAGAGUGACUCUUCAGACGCUGAGGAGAAAGACGAUGAAGAUGAAGACGAUGUGGGAAAGAGAGAGUUUGUGGAAGAUGAUGAGGUGGAGGAGAGUGACAUAAGUGACUUUGAGGAUAUGGAUAAACUGGAUGCCAGUAGUGAUGAAGGUCAGGAUGAUGAAUCCUCCAGUGAGGAAGAAGAAAAGUCCCCUGAAGCCAAACAUAAAGGCAAAAAGCCCUUGAAAGGACCUUUGCAGAGAAAACGAGCCUACGUAGAGAUAGAGUAUGAGCAGGAGACAGAGCCUGUGGCCAAGGCCAAAGCUACAUGACUUCCCUUCAGACACUGAUAACAGGACUGAACAUUUUCAGUAUCCUCCUUUCUUCUACCUUACACCUGUAUAUACCUCCAGUUCUCACUCUUUCAUAUGGUAUUUCACACAAUAUUUGUGUCUUUGAUAUUUAUGCUGCUUCUGUGGGGCAAGAAAUCUGGGAGUGGAAAGCGCCUUAAGUUGUGAACAGAGUAUUUUUAUAGUGUUGGCAUAUGUUUUGAAGUAACAGCUUGAGCCCAAGAAGCUUAACAGAUGAAUUUGUGGGUAUAAAUAUUUCUAGAUUUUCAAUGCUACCCACCUGUUUUCUUUGGUAUCCUUCCUCCCCGCCCCCCACCUUUAUUUAGAAAUGUUCAGGCUUCAGUUGUUCUUGUUCUCCUUUCCCUACUUCUGUGGGAAUAAAAGAA
This is a messenger RNA of Hyaena hyaena (striped hyena), 1370 nucleotides long. It is a transcript of the gene MAK16, whose product is annotated as MAK16 homolog. Lineage: Eukaryota; Metazoa; Chordata; Mammalia; Carnivora; Hyaenidae. The record is from RefSeq and is a predicted model, not a curated record. The coding region runs from base 73 to 966 and encodes 297 amino acids. Gene Ontology annotation, biological process: maturation of 5.8S rRNA; maturation of LSU-rRNA. Gene Ontology annotation, cellular component: nucleolus; preribosome, large subunit precursor. The transcript is spliced from 10 exons.